This is a messenger RNA of Oppiella nova, 801 nucleotides long. NCBI's taxonomy places the organism in Eukaryota, Metazoa, Arthropoda, Arachnida, Sarcoptiformes, Oppiidae. The record is from the annotation of a GenBank genome assembly.
CGGUUUAAUCCACCGGACGUUCCCACCGAUAAGGACACCUACUAUGGCAAGGUGUGGCCCUAUGGACCGGCUGCAUUCCCCGACUUUUUCAAGAAUGAGACCGUGUUGUGGUGGCAGGGACAGGUGAAAAAUCUGCACGAUACUCUACCCUUCGACUCACUAUGGUUUGAUAUGAAUGAACCCUCAAAUUUUAAAGCAUUGUGUCCGAAAAACAAAUUGGAUUACCCGCCAAUCAGAUCAUCCGUCAUAUUUAGUAACAACCAGUUGUCAGCCUCGACAUUAUGUAUGGUCACUGAACAGGGUGAAAAGGGGGAGUACAGACAUUAUGACGUACACUCAAUGUACGGCCUGACCGGAUUGAUCGCCACUCGAAAGGCACUGGAUGCCACCAUUGGCAAACGUGGCUUUGUAGUGACCCGUAGCAGCUAUCCCACAUCGGGCCGGUAUGGCAACCACUGGUCGGGUGAUAACUCGGCCACCUGGCCCAUGAUGCACCAUUCCAUAGUGGGCAUGCUCGAGUUCAACAUGUUCGGGAUGAGUUUUACGGGCGCCGACAUCUGUGGACUUAUACUCGACACCACUCCGGAGCUAUGUCGCCGGUGGUCCCAAUUGGGGGCUUUCUAUCCCUUCUCCCGUAACCACAACGAUAAGACUGCUAUCCAGGACCAGGACCCGGGUGUUUGGGCCCUCCAGGGCCACCCGGAGGUCACCGAAGCCGCCAGGGCUUCCCUACAGCUCCGGUAUCAACUGAUACACUACUUGUACACACUUCUAUACCGGUCCUAUGUCUACGGCGAUACU